AUGCACGACGCACAAAACAACCGGGCCACGGCCUGGGGAAAUCCCGGUGCUGCCAAUGACAGGGCGGCAAUGCCACAAUCCCGGAUCUCCGCGAGCAAGCCUCUUUUAUCCAAGAUAUUACUAUUCUUGCUGCCAAAACCUGUGCUGCUGCGCGAUAUCCGGUUCCCGUUGCCACUGCAAUCAAAAGAGUCUGGAGUGCGGCCCUCAGAUCUCGGAUUCGACGGCGGACAGGAGAAACGGCAGGUCAACACGACGAACCUCCACCUCCCAUCAAAACUAUCCACAUCCCAAUUCCUCGCGGAUCUCUCCCAAGUAUCUGGCACGGACCUAACAGGCCAGCCCUUCAACGCCACCACCCUCGGCAUCGCGGACCUCUACACAAUCCACAUCUUCACCUGCUGUGCCCAACCGGACCACUGCACCGCGCCCGUCCUCGGCCCGUCUUUCGACCCCCUGCUACACUUACGCCUCGGAAUCGGCGCUGUCGACAAACUCCCCGAAGACCUCGAAGACGCGCUAAGCCUGUACCGCUCCGUCUCGCCCAUGCUCGGCGCCGUCUUAAUUCUCGGCUUCGUGUUCGUCCUUUCGGCGCCGAGCGUGACCCUCCUCAGUAGGCGCCUCUACAUCGCGGGGCGCGUUGCCCUUACCCUGGCGGCCCUGAGCGCCGUGUUGCUUCUCAUUGGUUGCAUCGCCGGUCGUGUGAUGGGCGAGAGGCUUUCCCGCGCGCUGAACGAUGCAUUCGAGGAUUUAGGUAUCACGGCCGAGGAGGGUGGCUUGCUGUAUCCAGCUUGGGCGGCUAUUCCGGUAUGUUUUGCGAAUACGCUGCUUAUCUUCUUGCGAACGAAGAAGGAGUCGCCCCUGGACUUUAUCGAAGAGAGGGAGAAGGCCAAGGAAAAGGCAAGGGAGAGAGAAAGAUUAAAGGAGAAAGAGAAAGGGAAGGAGAAGGAGAAGGGGAAGGGAAAAGAAAAAGACAAGAAAUUGGCAGAGGAAAAGGAAAACGAGAGAAAGGCCAAGGGAGCGUCUGAUGAACACAUCUCCGCAGCCGAGAUAGGACAGGCUUAUGGCAGCCCCUCCGACUAUAAUCCGUAUCAAGCGCACGCGACGCAGGAGGAGGGCGUGAAAGAGCCCGUCAUGAGCAAGGUGGCGAGAACAAGCUUUGCGGAAGGAGAAAGCCAAUGGGAAGACGGACGGAGUGCGAGAGCAGAGCAGCGCAGCGGCGAGCCGCCCUUUAGGACGCCGAGUGUGAGGAGGCAUCAUGAUUCGGAUGCGUGGUAUGUCAACUACAGAGGAGUGCAGGUCCGGCGAUCUGAUUCCAUUACAAAUUGA
This is a messenger RNA of Scedosporium apiospermum, 1326 nucleotides long. RefSeq lists its product as uncharacterized. The coding region runs from base 1 to 1326 and encodes 441 amino acids. Gene Ontology annotation, biological process: fungal-type cell wall organization. The transcript is spliced from 2 exons. The record is from RefSeq and is a predicted model, not a curated record. NCBI's taxonomy places the organism in Eukaryota, Fungi, Ascomycota, Sordariomycetes, Microascales, Microascaceae. Gene Ontology annotation, cellular component: cell cortex of cell tip; plasma membrane.